AUGGAUUCACAUGCGAGUCACAUAACUCCUGAAGUCAUUGCAAUGGCUUCAGAGAAUGAUAUCAUAAUUGUAACAUUUCCAAGCCACACAAGUCAUUUGCUACAGCCUUUGGAUGUAGCAGUAUACUGGCCUUUGAAAUUGGCUUGGCAGAAACACCUGAGGCAGUUUCAAGAAGGUAAUCCGCUGAGAAGACCAGGAAGAUUCGAUUUCCAUGGGAUGUUCAGUCCCGCUAUUCUGGAAGCAUUCAGCAGAGAAAAUAUCAUUUCUGCAUUCUGCAAGGCUGGUGUUUUCCCACUAAACAAGAUGAAAAUUCCUGAUGAAGCCCUGACAACAAACGUGGAUAACAGGUGUAUGGAUGAAAAUUCCCUGUCAGUCAGCAAUGCACCUGCUACAAAGGAAGGCAUCGAUGAUGUGUUUAAAACUACCUGA
This is a messenger RNA of Uloborus diversus, 429 nucleotides long. RefSeq lists its product as uncharacterized. The coding region runs from base 1 to 429 and encodes 142 amino acids. The transcript has a single exon. The record is from RefSeq and is a predicted model, not a curated record. Gene Ontology annotation, molecular function: nucleic acid binding. NCBI's taxonomy places the organism in Eukaryota, Metazoa, Arthropoda, Arachnida, Araneae, Uloboridae.